Cetraspora pellucida is the source of this 294-nucleotide messenger RNA. The record is from the annotation of a GenBank genome assembly. NCBI's taxonomy places the organism in Eukaryota, Fungi, Glomeromycota, Glomeromycetes, Diversisporales, Gigasporaceae.
AUGGCUACUUCAGUAAAUCAAUUAUUCGUUGAUUCAACCUCUAGAGGAUCCGAUUUGUCAAUUAGAAAUUAUAUUAAAUAUCUUUAUGGUCGAAGCAAAUGUUUUGAAAAAGAGCGUGUUGUAACAAAUAAUAUGUGGUGCGAUAGUCAUGCGCAAUGUUGUCACCGGAAGGUCACUGGAAUUUUUACUAUUGCAAGAUCUCAAUGGAAGGCCAUAAAUUCCAACACUGGUAAUGCAGAACCAAAAAUGUUGGCAAAUUGGUUCAAUUUGAAUCCAAAAAUUAUGAUCAUAUAA